Mycosarcoma maydis (corn smut) is the source of this 2391-nucleotide messenger RNA. RefSeq lists its product as uncharacterized. NCBI's taxonomy places the organism in Eukaryota, Fungi, Basidiomycota, Ustilaginomycetes, Ustilaginales. The record is from RefSeq and is a predicted model, not a curated record. The coding region runs from base 1 to 2391 and encodes 796 amino acids. Gene Ontology annotation, biological process: regulation of transcription by RNA polymerase II; chromatin remodeling. The transcript has a single exon. Gene Ontology annotation, molecular function: transcription coregulator activity. Gene Ontology annotation, cellular component: nucleus; nuclear chromosome.
AUGGAUCGGCCACGUCGGUCUGCACGGCAGUCGGCGUCCGCACAUCACUCACCCGCGCCAACAUCGACGCCAUUCGCAUCGGCGAACGUUGGUUCAUCGUCGCAGAUCGCCUCCAACAUGGUGGCUCCCGUUGGCAUGGCGAAUGGUAUCUCGGUUUCUUCGCGCUACGAAGCAGGAUCUUACGCAUCACCCGUAGCGUACUCGCAUCCAGCCGCAUCACGACCAGCGUAUCACCAAACACCAUCCGCUUCGGAUAGCGGCUUGGCACGAUCACAGCAGCCCGUCAUGCAGCCUCGUCAUUCGUCGUUCGGACCAUCAGACUCGCAGGUCGUCAGCCAAAUAGCCUUGCAAUCGCUGCCACAGACUUUCAUCAUGGGUCGAGGAGCCGCGCCCAUCGCUCCGGGUACACCUUCAGCCCCGUCAAGACCAUGCGGCACUGCUGCUUCUGGUGCUACUGUUCCGCAAGCCAUGUACAGCACGUUUCCUGCUCGUAUCAAGGCAGGCACCACCAACCUGCUGCAAACUAUGCCGCAAUCAGAAUGGUAUGAUCCUUCGGGCAAACCUCUGGACCCUUUUAGCACGCCUAGUCAUGAUGCUUCCGGCGGCUCUACGCCUUAUCGCUCUUCGCGAGCAAGCGGGCGUCGGCGUGCAGCUGCGGGCUUCAUUCGCUACGCCGAAGCUGGUAGUUCAGAUGACGAGUUCGAAGAGGAUGUCGGAACCGAGGACGAAGCCGGGUCUCGCGGCGUCAAGAGGGGCAUCGAACAUGAGUCGGAAGAAGACUCUUCACGCGCAUAUCUGGGAUUGCCGCCGCCAGCGUCGAAAAUGGUAGCCAAACGCGUCUACCACCGCACGAACCACGUCUAUCACACCGACGACGAUCUGGUGCGCCAAGCAAGUCGAAAUGAGAUCCUCGUACCGAUCAAGAUUGAUCUAGAAGCCGAACAGUACCGCAUCAAGGAUUCGUUCACAUGGAACAUGAACGAGCGGCUCAUUUCUCCGCACCACUUUGCCAAGCUUCUACUGGAAGAUUUGGAUAUUCCUGUGGAACCGUAUGCUACGCAGAUCAUGAACAUGAUCAACCAGCAGAUCGACGACGCCACUGGUGUCGCGGAUAUCGAAAUGGAGCCGGCGGCGGGGGGUGUGUGGGCAUCGGCACGUUUCGACGACAAGCAGGGCGAGCUCGAGCUGUUGCUGCCUGAAUGCGAGCGUGAUCAGUAUGAUCCGGUGGAAGAGGCUACGAAAGAAGGUCGACCCUGGAAUUGGGGUUUGGAACGAACCGACGAACAGCAGCGUCAAUGGCGCAAGCAGAUGGCGCAACGACUCGAUGCGGGUCGAGGACUGGGCGAGUUCGAAGAUGACCUGCGCGUGAUCGUCGAUUACGAAGUGCAGAUUCUGCGACACAUGCUGCGCGAUCGACUCGAGUGGGAUCUGUGUUCACCACUGACGCCGGAAUCGUUUGCUAGGAAGCUGUGCGACGACUUGGGAUUGUCGGGCGAGGCACAGGCGUUAAUUGCGAACAGCGUGCGUGAACAGCUGAUCAACCAUAAACGGGCCGCGCUCGAGCUGGGGCUCGUGGGAAGCGGCAAAGUGUUGAAGGACAAGGAGAAGGAGAUUGAGGCGGCGUGGGCUGAGUUGCAUGCCGAAAAGCUCGAAAAGCAGAGAAAGAGGUUGGAGCGUGGCGAAUCAGCCACGUCGGUGACGGAUUGGCAGGUGCAGUCACGCGAUGCGACGCGAGCGAAUCCGACGCGCGAGGCUUCGGUACAACCGAGUGCUCCGGAUAGUGACCAAGAGCGCAAGCCGGCGGAGGAUGGAGAGCAUGACAAGACACACUUGUCGAGUGCAGCUGCUCAAGCUGGUGAAACAGCGAGAGAGGACUCUGGUACGCCAGCGGCUAGGGGGGAUGAAGCGCAAGAUGACGAAGAAGAUGUCGAAACGCUGCACCUUACCGCGACGGCCACAGCGGCACCUACGCGCGAGGGCACAUGCACGCCAGCCAUCCAAGCGAGCACUACCAGCUCGUCGAUCCCUGCCACUCGCUCGUCGGCGCGCCUCUCAAACAUGCUCUUGGACGCCACGCCCGCGCAGCCGACCACGUUGUCAACAUCGACGCCCCCCGCGGCCGGCGCUACGUCUGGCGUCGCUAUCCAACCAACGCUGAGCGCAGCACAACGUCUACACAACGCCACCUACACGGUCCGUGAAAUCCUCUCGCGCGGCCCGCGCCCACUCGACGGCAUCUGGAGAGACUGGCUCGAAUCGCGAGAAUUUGGUCCGCUCCUGGAAACACUCAACGACGACGACCUCGACAAACUCGAGGAAGCCAACAUUCGUGCGUCCAGAAGAAACAGACGCGACGCCGCCAGAAGCUUGGGUGGUAGAAGACGUCGUUAA